Cydia splendana is the source of this 789-nucleotide messenger RNA. RefSeq lists its product as uncharacterized. Lineage: Eukaryota; Metazoa; Arthropoda; Insecta; Lepidoptera; Tortricidae. Bases 1 to 789 code for a protein of 262 amino acids. The transcript has a single exon. The record is from RefSeq and is a predicted model, not a curated record. Gene Ontology annotation, molecular function: catalytic activity.
AUGGCCAUCAAAUUUCUUCAGACGAAUCUUAACCACUGCGUUAGGGCUCAGGACCUCUUAUUCCAGAGUAUGGCGCAGUGGUCAAUAAAUAUUGCAGUGGUAGCGGAGCCAUACUCUGUUUCUGCUCAAGCGGGAUGGGUUGGGGACCUGGAUAAAACUGUGGCCCUGGUGUCGCGGGGCACUGCUGGCUCCCCACCUUUUCAAGGCGUCAUAAAGGGUCAUGGUUUUGUGGCGGCAACCUGCGGAAACAUUGCAGUUGUUGGCGUCUACUUCUCUCCCAACGAUAGUUUGGCGGAUUUUGAACAGUUUCUCGUAACAGUGGGUGCUAUUGUUAGGCAGUUGCACCCUACGCCUGUUUUAGUAGCCGGAGAUUUCAAUGCAAAGUCUAGGGCUUGGGGGCGUCCAGCAACGAAUCCGAAAGGCGCAACUCUGGAGGAGUGGGCGGUCGCCACUGGCUUGGUGGUCAUUAACCGGGGUUCAGAAAAUACGUGCGUGCGGCAACAGGGUGGAUCUAUCGUGGACAUUACAUUUUCGAGUGCCUCCCUGGCGCGCCGUAUUCAGGGCUGGGAGGUCAUGGUGGGAGUGGAGACGCUGUCAGAUCACCGGUACAUUCGGUUUGAUAUUGACCCACUCAUCUCAAACAACGCAAGGCUGAAUGGCCCAGUCAGGACUGGCCCUAGGUGGGCGUUCACCAAACUUGACCGGGAACUUCUGAAAGAGGCAGCGAUCGUAGAGACGUGGCUGCCUGUCCCAGAUGAAGCUGUGGUGGUAGAGUCCGAAGCGUCCUAA